Hibiscus syriacus is the source of this 684-nucleotide messenger RNA. RefSeq lists its product as uncharacterized. Gene Ontology annotation, biological process: DNA integration. The record is from RefSeq and is a predicted model, not a curated record. Bases 1 to 684 code for a protein of 227 amino acids. The transcript has 3 exons. Lineage: Eukaryota; Viridiplantae; Streptophyta; Magnoliopsida; Malvales; Malvaceae. Gene Ontology annotation, molecular function: nucleic acid binding.
AUGGGACCAUUCUCAUCUUCUUGUGGUGAUUUGUACAUAUUGCUUGCUAUGGAUUAUAUAUCCAAGUGGGUGGAGGCAAUUGCAACAUCAAAGAAUGAUCCCAAAAUCGUGCUUAAGUUUUUACACAAGAAUAUAUUUACACGGUUUAGAGUGCCUGGAGACAUCAUUAACGAUGAUGGAAUCCACUUUGAUAACAAGUUGAUUAACAAGGCAUUGAGGAGAUAUGGAUUUCGUCACAAGAUUGCCACGACAUACAUUCCACAAACGAAUAGCCAAGCUAAAAUAUCUAACCGCGAGAUAAAGCUAAUCUUAGAAAAAGUGGUGAAUCCGAGGCGAAAGGAUUGGUCACCAAAGUUAGAUGAGGCACUCUGGGCAUAUAGAUCAGCUUUUAAGACUCCUCUAGUGUCGGGCAUCACAAGAGCACAACUGCCUAUUCUGUUGGGAUUGGUUAACCCCAAAUCCAAGGCAGCCAAUACUGAGGAGUCCGAGGAAGAUAAACCUUAUGAUGUCAAGAAUUUCUUGGGUUUCCCGGAUGAAAUUCUACCGACAUUUGACAAUAUCGAGGAAACUUCUGAGCCUGAUAACGCCAAUCCUGCUGAUAAUGAGCCUGUGCCAUACCUCACAGCCUAUCCCCCAUCUCAUAUUGUUCCUGAUGAGCCAUCCCAUGCAACCCAAUCCAGAUGA